AGCGCGACAGAUGGGUUAGGGUCUGCGGAGAAGGACCCUGGCUGGAGGAAAGCGGGGCGGUGGGGCGGCCCGCUCAGCCCUCCACUCAGAAGAAGAGAGCAGAGCUCCGGUCGUCCCCCUCUUCUUGGCAGAGCUCCUGUGCUUUUUUCUAGCUGUAGGACAAGCAAUUUCAGCGGGUGGACCUUCCCUUCCUUCAGCGGUGCGUCUGUAGGAAAAGAUUGACUUGCUUCUCAGUCGCGGGGAAAAGGCACCCUGGCCGUUUUUGAGACUCUGUGGUCCAAUAGCAUGUGCCCUCCGGAAAAUGGAUGAAAUUGAACAAGCAUCUGGAAAAUCUCUUUCCAGGUACAUGCCAUGCUGUGGAAUUCUGGUGAUCCGAGAGCCCCAUGCUAUGAGCAGUCUUGAUUGGGAUCUCAGUGGUCAGCACAGCCGGACAUUUAUCAGCUUUACAGGACCUUUCAUCAACAAACGGAAGGAAUAUUCAGAGAGGAGGAUCAUUGGUUACUCUAUGCAGGAGAUGUAUGGUGUUGUGUCCAACGUGGACGAAUAUAAAGAAUUUGUUCCAUGGUGUAAGAAAUCAACUGUGGUCUCUAAACGAACAGGCCAUGUGAAGGCCCAGCUGGAAGUUGGAUUUCCUCCUGUUAUGGAACGUUAUACCUCUAUUGUGACACUGGUGCAACCCCAUUUGGUGAAGGCGGUCUGCACUGACGGGAAGCUUUUCAAUCAUCUGGAGACCAGCUGGCGUUUCAGUCCGGGCAUUCCAGGCUAUCCUCGCACGUGUACAGUGGACUUCUCAAUCUCUUUUGAAUUUCGUUCCCUGCUGCACUCGCAGUUGGCUGCAGUUUUCUUCGAUGAGGUAGUGAAGCAGAUGGUGGCAGCCUUUGAGCGCCGGGCAGCGAAGAGGUAUGGCCCUGAGACCCGCAUUCCUCAAGAGCUCAUGUUCCACAAAGUCCAACAGACGUGAAGGCUGCCUUCUGCUUUGGUCACCACACGGACACUUGAAGUUGGGUGUUUGCUUGCAGCAUCCCCAGCCAUUUGUUUUUAUCUAUUUAUUUGGUUUCUCCUGAUAUCCCGUUAAUUUAUCCAGUGGGCUUGGCGUGAUGACCAAGACUUAUUCCUAAGGAAAGGGUCAGACUGUCAUGUUACCUCUGGAGCAACGUCUCAGUCUUCAGUUUUAUUUUACCUGACCAGGCUUUUAUGCUGGGUCUUUUCUUUUUAGCAUACUUUAUUUGAAGCUUCUUUCUGUCCCUGUCAGAAACUGCCAACUAUGAAACAUAUCACUGUGGCUGCCUUAGAUUGUGGUUUGUGCUGUUCCUUGAUUUCUUGAGAAAGAGGUAGCAAGAACUCAUUAAGUUCUCUCAGUGGGCCUAGGGAAGACUGGUUGAAAAUUGUGCCUCUUAAAUCUUGUGUUUUAAAAGAAAAUAACUGACUGUCCACCUCUUGAUAAUAGAAACAUUGCCUGAUAAGCCUUGGUUCAUGGUUAGUGACUGAAUUUUGAGAAUCCAGCUGGGUUAAUUUUGUCCCGGAAAGAAAGGAGCCAAGUAGAGAGAAAGCAGGUGUUGCAGGAACUAGGCUGGCAGUGCAGACUGGGUGAAGUCUGCAAGAAAGGCUGCUGGAGAAAAGAGAAUGGCCUACAGUUGCUGCCCUGGGGGUUGCUUUGGCUUUCAUUGGGACAUCAGUCUUUUCCACCUUUCCCUUUCAUCACUGGGUUAGGUCAGAAAGAAUCGACAGCCAGUUAGCUGCCCUGCGACUGCCUUUUGGAGGGAACAGUGGGUGCCAAAAUAGGAGAGGCUUCCAUUUGGAGUUGGGAUUAUUUUAAAAAAUUGAUGUUACCCUUAGUGAAAGUAUUUUGAGGUAGGAAGGAAUGUGAGGGGAAAAGAAAGUGGUCCUUCCUAUUGAGGGACCACUGAAGCUUUCUUUAAUGUCCAGCUUGUGCAGCCUUCCAAGCCCAUUUUAUACCAAUUUCAAAACUCAAAUGUUACUCUACCAGUGGAUGUCUUGGUUGCAAGCACUUCAGAAGUUCAGCAGCCAGGACAUUUUGGUAAUUAAGUCAGCAAAGUUACUCUGUGACCUAAAUGGCUGUGUCAGUUUUCUCAGCUCCACUACUGUAUGCUGCUCUGUAUUAAGAGACUAGAAAAUGGCAUUAGCAGGCUGAGGGCUUCUGCCUUGGAGAAACAAUUCCUGUCUCUUCAAAACUAUGAUUUGUCUUCCAUCAGAUAUUUCUAUGCCAAGAGUGGCUGUGUCCCUUGUGGUUCAGUGGAGAUGAAGCUUCUAGGGUGAAUGUGGGACAGGAGCAAUUGAGCAUCACGUCUCCAGACAGUUUGUGGGAAGGAGUUGAGUUGGAAUCUUCAGAAACCAGCUUCAGGUGUGGUAGAACUCCAUUCUGGGCUGCUACCCUUGGAUAUCCCCAUUGUGGGUAUCCCAAACCCUCCCUUUCCCCACUCCAUUAAAUAACAGUUCUUUGUGUUGCCUAGCUUGGUAAACUAUCUGUCCCCUUUCUAGUUACCAAGGAAAUUUUAUUUUUGUUAUAAAGCAUAAUUUGCACAAACCAUGUGUGUGCAGGAUUGCCAAGGCUGGGAAGAGAGUCCACCUUGGCUACAUUUCUGUGGAGGGGCUGAACACGCUGCUCCUAAUGUCUCAUAAAGCUAUCAUCGUGGGCUUGGAUCAUCCUGAGCAUGAUGCUAAAAUAUCUGGUGUGAGUGUGCAGGUACACUUUGGGCGAGUGUGAGAGAAUAUUAGUGAUCAAUACAUAUAUAUGGUUUUUAUAGCUUCUCAUUGACCAGGCAACAGGGAGGCAUUUUUAUGGAAAGGCCUGGGUAUAAAUGUAACUAAUAAAAAAUGAAUAAAUGUUUGGUUGGGGGAAGUAAAAUAAUAUGCCUAAAACUUAGGCCCUGCUUCACUGUGCCCCUCUUUAGCAAUCCAAGCACCCCUUUGCUGUGCAGUUUGGGGAACCUGUGCCCUGGGGAGGCAAGCGUCCUCUUGAGGGAAUGGCUCAACAGCAUAGACCAGGGGGGAGACAGAGCAUGUACUGGGGGUGCCUGCAAUAAAGCAGAUUCCUCCAGUGUGGGGGUAUAAAUCUGCCUGGGCUGCUUCUGUCUGUGGACUGUAACUGUUGCCAGACUCCAGAAACAAAUUGCUUGCUGUUUCUCCAGAGCUGGCAGUUUGGUUCUGAGGCAAUUCCCAUGAAUCAGUCAGCUGCCACUUCUCUUCCUAGGUUUUGAGCAUUGGCUCCACUCUCAUGGUGGAAUUGUGUGUAUUUGGCCCUAUAAUGGCUACCUUUUUCUCAGCAAAUUCUCGGCUAUCAUCUUUCAUAUUUAAAUAUGCCCCUCUUCCGUCUGCCCUCUCAAACUCAUCAACGGCUUAAUUCCUGUGAAAUGCCUUGAAGUUGUUGACUUGCUCUCUAUCCUAGUUUCUGUUGUGUGCUGUGCAUGACAAACAAGCUUCCACACAGAGGGCACAACCGGCAGAAGGCUUUUCUUAACUCUCAGGCAAGGCAGGGUUGUGUUUUUAGGCUGCCUGGAAUGCUUGCCUGAACAAGUAUCUUCUUUUUUUUCUUCUCUUUUUAAGAGGCAUAAAUGCUUGUGGUGAAGCUCCUCCUGGGAGGCUUCAAAUAUCUACCAGGAAAUUAUGAUAGGAUUCUGUCUUCCUCAGCAGACCACGUCUUGUGUUAUGAUUCAAAAAAAAAAAAAAAAAAGACCCAGCAACUUUAGAUGUCUGCCUGACUAGAUGUCCUUGUUAUACAAGGAGGAUGAGCAGUUGGGCUAAUAGAAAAUAUUAAGUUUCACUGACACAGAAAAGAGCCUGUGAAUUUAAAUCCAGCAAAGUGGCUAGCAUGAUAACUUGCAACAAUGCAUGGUGGACUUUCAUACUAUACGUAUGAACUGUUAGUCACACAUUUUAAGACCUGAAUACAGUAUAUAUUUUAACAAAGCUCAAUUAUUGUCUGGAAAAAUGGGGCACAUUCAAAUCCCAGCUAACGUUGCUGUAGUGGCUUUUCUCAGCUGCAUGUACAGUACUGGGAGGAGGCGAAACAGAAUAAGCAUUUUAAAACAGUUGAUAUACUGGUAUUACAAUAAUACAACUUAAAGAACAAGCACUUUCCCAAGGAUUUUGCAUUAUUAUUAUCAGUCACCUUAAUUGAUCAAGGCUGCAAACUUAUUCAUGCUUCCUUGGGAUUCAGUCCUACUGAGCUUGGUGAGACUUGACUUCUGUAUAAUCAUCUUAAGGACUGUCUGUGUUUAGAACAAUUGGAUAGCCGUGCUGCACUCCAGGAGAAAGUUAAGAUUUAAGAGCAGCAGUUGGCUUACUUCUUCAUAUAAGAAGAGUGUGGCUGUUGCUGUUCUCCAGGAGUAUUAAAAAAAAAAAAGCCCAAUGUAUGUAGAAAUCCGUUUCUGAAGAAACCUAGCUAUUCUCUUUUUUAAAGUUUCUAGUUGCUAGGUACAACAAUGUUUAAGAAUCUCAGAAGGCAAACAGCCACCUAGGGAUCUAUGCCCUAUGCAUCUUGUUGCUUCCUCCUGUAGUUUCAAGAUUAAAAAGUGCAGAAUGAUGCAAAAUCCAUAUUGUUCCGAUACAGAAAUCAUAGAACUCUAGUUCAGAAUAAUACUUGCCCUGGCAUUAAUUUGACUUUUGAAUGACGGUACAGGGAGGCAUCUGCCCCCCUGUGCCAGGAUAGUCUGCCUUUAUCUGCUUUUCAUGCUGAGAUCAGCCGCUGCUCUACAAAGCUGGUUUGUUCGUGAGGACAAGGUGUACCUCACACAAUAGGUUUGUAAUAAUAGUCAGUAUGAAGAAUGCUGACUUCACAGGCAGCUCCUUUUAGCAUAGGUGGAUGUCCCUAAAAUUGAAAAGAGGCAAACUUGCAUCCAUUAAUUUGCCGAGAGGGGACCAAGUCUGGCUACUGUUAAUGAAGGCAUAGGUGGCUAUUUUUAGUCAUUGAUGGGCAAAUUAAUCUUGAAAUGUAUUAGUCCUUUUUCUCAAGGAGCAGGAUACAGACUUUUAACUCUGCAUUUAAAUUAUUCUAAAUGAAAUAUUUGAAUCACUACAAUAAUUGUAUUCAUGAUAACCUCUACUGAAGUAUCUUUAAUGUUGAUUCAGAUACUUGAGCUAGGGUCCCACUGAAAUCAGUUGGGUGUUAAAUUAGGCACAACCAAAAUCAGGUGCUGUGGUGUUCUUAACUAAUUUAUAAACGGAGAUAUAAGCAGUAUGUCCUGCUUAGGUGCUGUAUUACAUUUUUCUCCUGAAGUUUCCUACCAGUCCUAGCAUAGCUGCAGUGUUUUAUUUGCUACCAUCUAAUGAGCCUGAAGAAUGUAAGUUUUCUCAAGUCACUCUGUAUUAAAUGCCUAAUUUUGCUGCUGUCCUUUGUCAAAACAGAUGUCUUAAAAGCUGUGCCUUUUGCUUCUCCCUCUGCACAUAUUCUUAUUGAAUUAGCUCUCAUAUUCCUUAACCUAGUACGUGCUACCUCAAAUUGUAAGAAAGAGGAUGUUUGUGGACAAAAAAAAGAGUAGACAAUCAUGGAUAGUGAAGGAAAUUAUUUUGCCCCAUCCUUUUUCCUUAUUUGAUUAUUCCAAAACUGAACAACCCCAACUGCAUUUUUAUAGACGAAUAAAAUAUGUUUGCAAAAAGAUGCA
Molecule: messenger RNA, 5621 nt
Organism: Python bivittatus (Burmese python)
Lineage: Eukaryota; Metazoa; Chordata; Lepidosauria; Squamata; Pythonidae
Gene: COQ10A
Product: coenzyme Q10A
Biological process (GO): cellular respiration
Cellular component (GO): mitochondrion
Molecular function (GO): ubiquinone binding
Source: RefSeq, a predicted model, not a curated record